UAAUAGGUUUUAGCAAUGCAUUUCUAACAUUUAUAAUGUGGUUAAAACCAAUUCUAAGAAUUGAUUUACACAGACUUUCAAAUAUUUCAAACCCCUUUCCAAACACGGUAAAUAUAUGUACGACAUAACCAUAGCCCAGGGGUGGACUUCUCAUCAGCCCUGUACUCUCCAGCAGAUGUUGAAUGAUCUUGGCACCUGGGAAGAGAAACAUAAAAUGAAACUCAGCUCAAAGAAAUCCAAUGUCUUGUUUCCCUUAUGAAACAGAUUCUUGGCCAUCACUUUCUACAGAUGAGAACACACUUAUAAUCUGUGUCCCUGUUAAAGUUUUAGGGCUAACUAUCCAGAAUGCUUUAAAUUGGGAUUGUCAAGUGUUGUCCUAUGCAAACAGAAAGCUCUCCACCAGUUAAAAAAAGUUGGUGUUCGAGAUCAAGAAUUGUUUAUCAUCUAUACAGAGGAUAUGCAGCCUCUGUUAGAAACUAAUGGAAGACAGUGAGGAGAGUGAGGAACGGAAUGAGGCCGAGGACAAACAUAAUAAUGUCAAAACUUGUGAGAAAUCUUUAAGUUGCUCACAGACUAAAAGUAAUUUAUUGAAAAGAGCCAAAAAGCCUUUCACCUGCUCUCAUUGUGGGAAGUGUUACACAGUAAAAGCAACCCUGGCAAUACACAUGAGGACCCAUACUGGAGAAAAUCUGCACACGUGUGAUCAAUGCGGGAAGAGUUUUCCGAUAAAAGCAUACCUUAAGGAUCACUUGAGAAUCCACACUGGAGAAAAACCGUACUCAUGUGAUCAGUGCGGGAAGAGUUUUACGAUGAAAGGAACCCUUAAGGAUCACAUGAGAGUUCACACUGGAGAGAAGCUGUACUCAUGUGAUCAGUGCGGGAAGAGUUUUGCAUACAGACACAGUCUUAAAAGUCACACGAGAGCUCAUAGUGGAGAGAAGCCAUUCACAUGUGAUCAAUGUGGGAAUAGUUUCACAAGUAAAAGAUCUCUUAAGGAACACAUGACAAUCCACACUGGAGUGAAACCACACACAUGUGAUCAAUGUGGGACAAGUUUCAGACAAAAAGCAGCCCUUAGGGAGCACAUGACCAUCCACACUGGAGUGAAGCCGUUCACAUGUGAUCAGUGUGGAAAGAGUUUCAGAAAGUCAUGCACUUUUAAAGUACAUCUGCGUCGUCAUUCUGGAGAAAGACCAUUUAACUGUGACCAGUGUGGUAAAACUUUUUUUAGGUCAGAUGCGCUGAAGGACCACCUGAAAGUUCAUACAAAGGAGAAGCCUUACAUGUGUACUUUGUGUGGAAGGAGUUUUAGUCAGUCGGGUACUUUAAAAUUGCAUCAGAAAAGACACAACAGUGUGAAGGAGCAUAUGUGUUUUGAUUGUGGGAAAACUUUUGUUAGAGAUGCUGAACUGAAACUGCACCAGAGCACUCACACUGGAGAAAAACCUUACAAGUGUUCACACUGCGACAAGAGAUUCAGAUGGUCAGAUUAUCUGAAAAAACACGAGAGGAUCCACACCGGAGAAAAACCUUUCAAGUGUUCACACUGUGACAAGAGAUUCAAAUGGUCAGAAUAUCUAAAAAAACACGAGAGGAUCCACACUGGAGAGAAACUGUAUCAGUGCAGUCAAUGUGGGAAGAGUUUCACUCUGUCAUCAUCUUUACUCAGUCAUACAAAAAAGAAAUGUGUUAAAUCAUGAACUCUUAUCUGAAUAAAAAUCUGAAUUCUUUGGAA
Carassius carassius (crucian carp) is the source of this 1735-nucleotide messenger RNA. RefSeq names its product gastrula zinc finger protein XlCGF57.1-like. The coding region runs from base 480 to 1700 and encodes 406 amino acids. Gene Ontology annotation, biological process: regulation of immune system process; regulation of cytokine production; negative regulation of transcription by RNA polymerase II. Lineage: Eukaryota; Metazoa; Chordata; Actinopteri; Cypriniformes; Cyprinidae. The record is from RefSeq and is a predicted model, not a curated record. The transcript is spliced from 2 exons.